Molecule: messenger RNA, 2730 nt
Organism: Eremothecium gossypii ATCC 10895
Lineage: Eukaryota; Fungi; Ascomycota; Saccharomycetes; Saccharomycetales; Saccharomycetaceae
Gene: KAP104
Product: Kap104p
Exons: 1
Coding region: 1-2730 (909 amino acids)
Biological process (GO): protein import into nucleus
Cellular component (GO): cytoplasm; nucleus
Molecular function (GO): nuclear import signal receptor activity
Source: RefSeq, marked provisional
AUGUCGAACCUGAGCAUCGACGAAGGGAGGCUUGUCCACCUAUGCGUGGUCCUUGUGCAGUCGAUGUCGCCAGAUGCAGGCCAACGUCAACAGGCCAUGGAGGCCCUAGAUGCAUAUACGGCGCAGCACGAUGCUCUGAAUUAUUUCUGCUUUGUUUUGGUCGAGGGUUCUGCAAAUAGGGAACUGCAGACGCGGUUUGCAGAGCACGAACUGCAGACGGUAUGCGCAACAGCCGGAAUGGUCCUCAAGAACAUGAUGUUGCAGCACGGAAGUGGGGCUAAAUAUGACCUAUCGUAUCUGCGGACGAAUAUCAUGAACGGAUUGUACCUGCCGGUGCCACUACUAGCUAACAUCACGGGGAUCGUGUUGACGACCCUGUUCAGCCACUACUACCGGCAUCACCGUGAGGACGCUAGCGGGGUCCAGACGCUCUCAGACCUGCUGGCACUAGCCUCCCAGGGGAACCUUGCAGCGCUGAAGGCACUUUCGAAGAUUAUGGAGGAUAACGCGCAGUUUUUCCAUCUACCAUGGGCGGGAAACGACAAUAUACUGGAUGUCCUGAUCACCCACUUCUUGAAGUUUAUGGACGAAUUGCCAAAUCCGACAAUGCGGGCAGAGGCAAUCAAGUGCCUAAACUAUGUGGUUCCACUGCAGCCGCAGUGUCUUUUGGUUAAGCUGGAUCGUCUGCUCGAGGGUCUUUUCCGCCUCGCCUCUGCGGAUUCAGACGACGUCGUGAGACAACAGCUCUGCAUUAUGUUCAGUAAUCUACUCGAACACAGGCCGGACAAGCUGGCUGCACACAUGGUGGGUAUUGUGCAGUUUGCGCUGCAUGUUAUGGAAACAAGCAAGGAUGAGAAAGUAGCGCUGGAUGCCUGUGAAUACUUAUUUGCAUUUGCUUCCAGUCCAAACGUACCCAAAAACAUGGUAAGACAACACCUGAGCGAAAUUGUGCCGAUGCUUUUACGCAAGAUGGUGUAUAAUGAGGACGAUAUAAUGUCGUUGGAAGCGGACAAUGAGGGAGAUGCCGAUGAAGACGAUAACGACGAAGAUAUAAAGCCAACUACGAGUAAAGUCAGUGGCAGAAACGACCGCGCAGACAAUGAGGAAGAUGAUGUGGGUGGAGCCGACGACGACACUGUAGUCACGAACUGGAACUUGAAGAAGUGUUCGGCUGCAACGUUAGAUGCUGUAACCAAAUUGUUACCCCGCGCAGUAGUAGAAAUAGCCUUUCCCCUGCUGAGCGAAUAUCUCGCGUCUUCGCAAUGGUACAUUCGCGAAGCUACAAUUCUUGCGCUUGGCGCGAUGGCUGACGGCGGUAUGCAGUACUUUGCUGAACAGCUACCUAACCUGGUCCCCUUCCUAGUCGAACAACUGAACGACCACUGGGCACCGGUCAGGAAGAUCACAUGUUGGACAUUAAGUCGGUUCUCACCCUGGAUCCUCAACGAUCGGACUGAAUUUCUUAUCCCAGUUCUCGGCCCCAUAAUGAACACCUUGUUGGAUAAAAAGAAAGGUGUCCAGGAGGCUGCGAUCACCGCUGUCGCUGUGUUCGUCGAGAAUUGUGACCCCGAUGUCGUGGAAACAGUCCUGUACUCAGAGUUGUUGAAUAGCUUCGACCGUUGCCUGCAGUCAUACAAGAAGAAGAACCUAAUCAUCCUUUAUGAUGCCAUUGGCCGAUUAGCAGAAAAGACCCAGAUGGACGAUGAUGCCAUAAAGCUAAUUUUACCGCAUCUAAUCACCAAGUGGGCCUCCUUAGGAAAUAACGAUAAGGAACUGUGGCCGCUACUGGAGUGUUUGUCCUAUGUGGCGGCUUCGCUCGGCGAGAAGUUCUCCACUAUGGCCCCAGAGGUUUAUCAGCGCGCCUGGCAGAUCUUGUGUAACUGCGUCGAACUGGAAGCUCAGGCGCAGACAGACCCAUCCAUCGAGGUACCAGAAAAGGAUUUCGUGAUCACAUCGCUCGACUUGAUCGAUGGCCUGGUCCAGGGCCUCCGCUCGCAUUCCUGCGAUCUUCUGUUCCCAAAUAACGACCUCACCAUGUUACAAGUCAUGCUCCAAUGCCUUCAGGACCCUACGCACGAUGUCCGUCAGAGCACGUUUGCCCUGCUUGGAGACAUUGCGACGUUCUACGACCCCGCCUUGAUUCAGCCCUUCCUUCCCGCAUUCCUGAAAGCCAUCUCCACCGAGCUAAUGCAUUCUGACCUCCCCGAAGCCGUCUCCAGCGUGAAUAACGCCGUCUGGUGUCUCGGCCUGAUUGGCCAGCGCCGUGAGCUCGGCGACGCCAUCAUUGGCCUCGCUCGUCAGGUUCUGGACCUCUUCUGCACCCCAGCACCCUCUGUCCACGAGUCCGUUCUCGAGAACCUCGUCGUCACCAUCGGCCGUUUGGGCCACCUCCACCCUGAGCAUUUCGCAGGCCCUCCUUUCGCGAUGAGUGCCAACCUCUCACGCUGGUGCCAGCUUUCCAAGGAACUGCAAGACCCGGAAGAGAAAUCUGCGGCUUACUAUGGUUUCAUCAAGAUCGCCAACCUCAUGACUUCCGCAUCUGUCCUGUCUGACAAGGCGCUGCAUCACUUUAUACAGGGACUGGCAAGCGACAUCGGGCCGGACACACUCGCGUUAUGGAAGCACGAUAUAUACGCGUUCUUCAUGAAGCACCAUUCCCAGCUCGAGGCCUUGGUCCAGAACCUGACUGAUGAUGAGACCGCUGUUGUAUCGUUCAUCACGAAUAACUAA